Molecule: messenger RNA, 1208 nt
Organism: Cucurbita pepo subsp. pepo (vegetable marrow)
Lineage: Eukaryota; Viridiplantae; Streptophyta; Magnoliopsida; Cucurbitales; Cucurbitaceae
Product: DNA-directed RNA polymerase I subunit rpa43
Biological process (GO): transcription elongation by RNA polymerase I; DNA-templated transcription initiation
Cellular component (GO): RNA polymerase I complex
Source: RefSeq, a predicted model, not a curated record
UUGCUUCCACCUAAUUAGUCUUCUCCUCCGUUGUUUCGCUCGCCGUUUCAAUGGAGGGGCUUAAGGUUUCCGACGCCAAUUUGGUUAUUUACGUUCACCCAUCCAAAAGUAAGAAGGUUUCGCAAGCGGUGCUUCGUGAGCUCGGCGCUAUGCUUCUGAAAUUUGACGAAAGGUUUGAAGGUGUCCUACUGGCUUAUGAGGCCAAUAUUAUUGAUAAAAGUGCGAAGAUUCUAUCUGGAGUGCAUCCAUAUUUUGGUGUGACAAUAAAGGCAAAGCUAUUACUUUUCUCUCCGAAGCCGAACAUGCUUUUAGAGGGAAAGGUGGUGAAGCUUAGGCAAGAAUCAAUCCAUGUUAUUGUCUUGGGUUUUGCUUCUGCUGUAAUAACCGAUGAAGACAUUCGCGAUGAAUUCAAGCAUAGAACAAAACAUGGAGAAGAAAUGUUUGUCAGCAGAGCUAACAAGCACCAUGUGAUAAAGGUUGGGACAAUGGUACGAUUUUUGGUGAAGAGUUUUGAUGAGGAAAUAUUGCACAUCUCUGGAUCUCUAGUUCCAUCUCACACAGGGAGCAUCCAUUGCUUGGAGAAAAAUUCAGUUGAAGGUUCAGUAACUAAUAGGAGUAGAAAGAAGAUGAGAGAUACCGACAGAGAAUCAUUGUUGCAAGAUAGUGUUGCCACUGAUGUAAAUGCACUUCUCUUGAACAACGACCAUCAAUCUAAAACCAAAAAACAAAAAACUAGCAGAAUAUCUUGAAGACUGCUAAUUGUCAUACAACAUAGAUCGUUUUUGUAUCAGGGUGAUGAUGAUUCAAAUCAGAGUCCUCGUUGUUUUCCUAUUGCAAGAUAAGCUUGGGAAAGGGAUGCACCUUUCACUUGGGAAUAUCUGACGUGACACAUCACAUUAUAUCAAGGUGUAGAUAAAUGCAGUUUCCCAUCUUUGUAAUUGUCUUCGAAGUAGCCCAAAUCCUUGUUUUAUGGGCUUAGCUCUAGUAGACAUUAGUGAGCAAAUGAUUUUUGUUUAGUCCAAUGUGCAUUAGGUAAGGAUAGGGGGAGGACAUGUUAUCAACCUAGACUUCCCUAAAAAACUGUGAGAUUUUGAUAUUAUAUUUCUUAGUUUCAUUCAGAAUCACACACACCACAAAAAACAACACUACAACCAGACCGUUUGUUUGUCAAUCAUUAUAAUGAGGAUAUGAUUUGGGUUUUGCAAGUA